Phyllostomus hastatus (greater spear-nosed bat) is the source of this 483-nucleotide messenger RNA. RefSeq names its product SEM1 26S proteasome subunit (gene SEM1). Gene Ontology annotation, cellular component: proteasome regulatory particle, lid subcomplex; proteasome complex. The record is from RefSeq and is a predicted model, not a curated record. Bases 118 to 330 code for a protein of 70 amino acids. Gene Ontology annotation, biological process: mRNA export from nucleus; double-strand break repair via homologous recombination; proteasome assembly. NCBI's taxonomy places the organism in Eukaryota, Metazoa, Chordata, Mammalia, Chiroptera, Phyllostomidae. The transcript is spliced from 3 exons.
CUGGCGUCUCUAUGGCAGAGCGGCCUCGGAGGCGGCAGCGGCGAUACCGACUGUGGUGAGGGCGACUGGCCCCGACUCUCCUCCUGGACUGAAAGGUUUCGGGCGCGGAGAGUUACGAUGUCAGAGAAGAAGCAGCCGGUAGACCUGGGUCUCCUGGAGGAGGACGACGAGUUCGAGGAGUUCCCCGCGGAAGACUGGACUGGUUUAGAUGAAGAUGAAGAUGCACAUGUCUGGGAGGAUAAUUGGGAUGAUGACAAUGUAGAGGAUGACUUCUCCAAUCAGUUACGAGCUGAACUAGAGAAACAUGGUUAUAAGAUGGAGACCUCAUAGUAGCCAGAAGAAAUGUUGAAACAACCUAAACUUGAACUGUUACUAAAUUCUAAGACAGAAUCCAGGAUGGGACUCUUUAAAAAUACUUGUUUCAUUACCUGCUUGGCUUUACUCUUGCUUUUGUAACACAAAAAAAUAAAUGUUUUGAUCUAA